CGACCGAUCAACGCACAAAAUUGAGCAGAAGACCAGUGAUCCGUGACCAAGAUGCCUGUGAUUCCUCCUCAACAGCUGGUAGCGCUACAGAGUACUCCAGAGAAUAUCCGCAACAUCUGUAUUCUCGCACAUGUCGACCACGGAAAGACCUCACUCUCGGAUGGCCUGCUCUCCUCGAACGGAAUUAUCUCGCCAAAGUUGGCUGGUCAGGUCAGAUACCUAGAUUCAAGAGAAGAUGAACAGCUACGUGGUAUUACUAUGCAAUCGUCGGCUAUCUCCCUUUUCUUCCGCACCCUCAAGGCUCCUCCACCAGAAAUGCCCGAUGCACCCCCAACUGCGACUGAUCACCUUAUCAACUUGAUCGAUUCGCCAGGACACAUCGACUUCUCAUCUGAAGUCUCCACCGCAUCCCGUCUCUGCGAUGGUGCGCUCGUUUUAGUUGAUGUCGUCGAAGGAGUUUGCUCACAGACUAUUACCGUCCUUCGACAAGCAUGGUUGGAGAAGAUUCGGCCUGUGUUGGUGCUGAACAAGCUCGACAGACUGUUUACCGAGUUGAGACUGAGCAGUGCCGAGGCUGCGGCACAUUUGAAUAAGGUUGUGGAGCAGGUUAAUGCCGUUAUGGGAUCUUUCUUCGCUGGUGAGCGUAUGGAGGAGGACAUGAAGUGGCGCGAGGGAAAGGAGCGACGGAAGGCUGCGGGAGAGUUGACAGAGGAAGAGUUCGAGGAAAAAGACGAUGAAGACAUUUACUUCGAGCCAUCCAAGGGCAACGUGAUCUUCGCCUCCGCUAUCGACGGAUGGGCAUUCCGUCUCUCCCAGUUCGCGCAGCUGUACGCACCCAAGCUCGGUGUCAAGCCCGAAAACUUGCAAAAGGUUUUGUGGGGCGACUACUAUCUUGAUCCUAAGACCAAGCGUGUCUUGCAGGCGCGACACUUGAAGGGCAGGAACUUGAAGCCGAUGUUUGUGCAGUUCGUUAUGGACAAUGUGCACGCCGUUUAUCAAAACACAGUAGUGGAGCGUGAUACUGAGAUGGUUGAGAAGAUCGUCAAAGCCCUCGGCGUGAAGAUUUUGCCUCGCGAUCUCAGGGCGAAGGAUGCGCGUAUUACUCUUACCUCGAUCAUGUCUCAGUGGCUUCCGUUGUCGACUGCUGUUCUUCUGGCUGUUAUUCUGGAGCUUCCGUCUCCUCUCGCUGCCCAAUCUGCUCGUAUCCAGUCCAUGCUUGAGGAAGCACCUGGAGCUGAGGCGAUCGACCAGGAAGUGAAGCAGAGUAUGCUUGCGUGUAAUGCCAACGGACCCGUCAUGGCAUAUGUCAGUAAGAUGGUUGCUGUGCCUGAAGAUGAGUUGCCAAGGAACAAGAGGAGACAGCUGACGGCCGAUGAAAUGAGAGAGCAAGGAUUGCUGCAAAGGGAACAGCGCGAACGACAGGUUAGGGAGGCUCGUGAAAGGGCGGAGAGGGCCGAGGCCGAGGCAAACGGUGUACCGCUUGAGGAAGCUAUGCAGAAGGCUUCAUUGACCGAUGCGCCAACUGAAGCACAGGUAGCAGAGGGUGAAGAUGCGGUGGAGAUGCCCGAAGAGGAGGAGUUCGUGGACGAGAAGAAGGAACACAUGAUUGGUUUCUCACGCAUCUACUCUGGAACCGUUGCCGUCGGCGACGAGUUGCUUGUCAUGGGACCAAAGUACAACCCUGCACAGCCCGACCGUCAUGUCUCACGCGUCACGAUCACGGACCUUUACCUCCUGAUGGGACGUGAGCUUGUCGCCUUGGACAAAGUUCCUGCCGGUAAUGUCUUUGGUGUCGGUGGUUUGGAGGGUAAAGUUUUGAAGAACGGUACCAUCUGCUCUGUUCAAGGUGGUGGUGUGAACUUAGCUGGUGUGAACAUGGGUUCUGCGCCUAUCGUCCGGGUUGCCCUCGAGCCUGCGGACCCUAGGGACAUGCCUAAACUUGUGGACGGACUGAAGCUGUUGAACCAGGCCGAUCCUUGCGUUGAGGUAUUGGUUCAGGAUACCGGUGAGCAUGUCAUUCUUACUGCCGGUGAGUUGCAUCUGGAGCGGUGCCUGAAGGACUUGAGGGAGAGGUUUGCAAAGGUUGAAAUCUACUCUUCGAAACCAAUUGUGCCGUUCAAGGAGACGAUUGUCAAAGCACCUGAGAUGGCGCCUCUGAAAGAGGGUGUUGAGAAGAGGGGCGAGGCUGUGACAACCAUCUCUUCCGAGAAGGUCGGUGUUAAGAUCAGAACAAGGCCGUUGCCUGCCGCUGUUACCGAAUACUUGGUCAAGAACGCUGCUUCUUUCCAGAGAAUGUUCAAACAUGAGCAGCAGCAAGUGAGUGUAGGUGAGACUACGACAGCCCUGGAUGGUGACAUUGUGGAGGACGAAGAAACCCUUCAGACCGAGAAGUACCUCAGCAAGGAGGACUUGAAAGCGGGUCUUGAAGAGGCUUUCGCGGACAAAGAGAACGACGACAAGUUUGAGUGGAAGGGUAUCGUCGACAAGAUCGUUGCUUUCGGCCCUAAGCGCAUCGGACCUAACCUCUUGGUUGACUCGACCAGUGAGAAUUGGAUGAGGAAGGCGUUCCACGGCGACUCUGAGGAAGACAGGGCCCGCCAGUCCGGUGCUCUGACUGCACGCGACUUCGAGGAUUACCUCUACACUGGUUUCCAGAUUGCCACACUUAGGGGUCCUCUUUGUCAUGAGCCCAUGCAGGGUAUUGUAUGUUACGUUGAAGACGUAACCGUCGAGGACGAGGUCGAUGAAAAUGGCACAAGCGUAUUGAGAUCGCAGAUGGGUCAAAUCUCUGGCCAGUUCAUGACGGUCGUGCGUGACGCCAUCAGACAAGGUUUCUUGCAAUGGUCACCACGCCUUCUGCUUGCCAUGUACUCUGUCGACAUUCAGGCAUCCACCGAUGUGUUAGGCAAGGUUUACGGAGUCGUAGCCAGGCGACGAGGAAGGAUCGUUGCGGAGGAGAUGAAGGAGGGCACGCCUUUCUUCACCAUCAAGGCCGUCUUCCCUGUUGUUGAGUCUUUCGGUUUCUCCGAUGAUAUCCGCAAGAAGACCUCCGGUGCAGCAAGUCCGCAGCUUAUUUUCAAUGGUUUCGAGAUGCUCGAUAUCGACCCAUUCUGGGUGCCGACCACGGAGGAGGAAUUGGAGGAUCUAGGAGAACUUGCUGAACGUGAGAACGUAGCAAAGAACUACAUGGAUGCUGUAAGGAGGAGGAAGGGGUUGUUCGUGGAACGGAGGCUGGUCAAGGGAGCUGAGAAGCAGCGUACCCUCAAGCGUUGA
Molecule: messenger RNA, 3273 nt
Organism: Saitoella complicata NRRL Y-17804
Lineage: Eukaryota; Fungi; Ascomycota; Saitoellomycetes; Saitoellales; Saitoellaceae
Product: P-loop containing nucleoside triphosphate hydrolase protein
Exons: 1
Coding region: 52-3273 (1073 amino acids)
Biological process (GO): cytosolic ribosome assembly
Cellular component (GO): cytosol; ribonucleoprotein complex
Molecular function (GO): GTPase activity; ribosome binding; GTP binding
Source: RefSeq, a predicted model, not a curated record